This is a messenger RNA of Pieris brassicae (large cabbage white), 1204 nucleotides long. Its product is annotated as calmodulin-2. Gene Ontology annotation, molecular function: myosin heavy chain binding; calcium ion binding. Gene Ontology annotation, cellular component: myosin II complex; cytoplasm. The coding region runs from base 118 to 837 and encodes 239 amino acids. The record is from RefSeq and is a predicted model, not a curated record. Lineage: Eukaryota; Metazoa; Arthropoda; Insecta; Lepidoptera; Pieridae. Gene Ontology annotation, biological process: locomotion; post-embryonic development. The transcript has 6 exons.
AUCCUAUCAACCGCUGGAAUUGCAAUGUACAUUUAAUCCCGACGAUUUGUUUAGUCACAAAUUCUAGUGUAAACCACGAGCACGUAUCUGAGCCAUUUUUUUAAAUUCAAUUUGAAUAUGGAAGAAGAUUCCGCUAAGCAAACCAAAACAAAAAGUAAAGAACGCAAAGAUAGUCGCGGCCGAAAUGAGUCAGACGCACAGGAAGAAAUAAAAAAAAUCAAGAAGAAUUUACUGCAGUCUGUGGCUGAUGGGGGGAUUAUUCUUGGUGAUAAUUCUUUUGAGCUUUCGGUUCCUGAGCCGAGAGCUCGUUCCGGUUCGAAAGCCCGUGAAGCUUUGGAAGUCAAUGGCAAUAUAUUAGCGGAACUGGACGAGAAUAAGAUCUUCGAACUUAAGGAGGCAUUUCUCCUUUUCGAUCUGGACGGUGACGGGUGCAUAGAUCACAACGACCUACGUGGGACUUUUAUCAGCUUAGGAGAAAAUGUAGACGAACACGCUGUCAGCAACAUGCUAUCUGAGGCCACAAAUCCGCUAGACUUCGACGCAUUCGUCAACCUACUCGGAUUUAAAACGCUUGAACUGGAUUCAGAGGAAAUUCUAGUGACUGCUCUGUCUCGAUGGGACCCUGAAAACACUGGAUACAUACCAGAAGCAAGAAUUCGCCAUGAUUUAAUGACGUGGGGUGACCGUUUCACGGAAAAGGAAGCGGAAUACGCUUUGGAUGAGGCCCCAAUGAUGAUGGACAAAAACGGCUACAAUCUCAUAGACUACAAACAAUUCUGUAGAAAACUCUGUGGGCUUAAGAAAACAAAUAAACAAGUACUCGAAGUACAGAAUUGAUUCCCUAAUCAUAGUUGUCUAUUUUAAUAUUACUGUGUAUUUAAAACUCGUUAAAUUGUAAAACGUAGUGAAGUCAGUAACGUAACACGUUACAGUUAAACUCAGUUCAUAUUUAUUUAUUGUAUACUUUCUUAUAAUCAGAAAUGAAAAAAGCAGUUUAUAACAGUGUGGUGGAAACACAACCUGAACACAGUCUUUCUGUCCACCACGUAGUCGAACAGAUUAAAAUAAUUAACUUAUAUACUAAGCACAUAUUACGUAAAAUUAGAUUAUAGACAUUAUAUUUCGCGUAAAACGUCACAUACCAAUUGAAAAGUUGACGCUAUGUAACUUUAUUGUAACGCAUAUAUUAAAGUAAUGAAAGCUU